This is a messenger RNA of Medioppia subpectinata, 415 nucleotides long. The record is from the annotation of a GenBank genome assembly. NCBI's taxonomy places the organism in Eukaryota, Metazoa, Arthropoda, Arachnida, Sarcoptiformes, Oppiidae.
CUCUUCAAGAGGACACACCUGAGCCCAACUGCACGCCAUCGCCUCCUCUAUCCGAUGAUAUGAAUGCUAUAAAUAAUAGCAUUAAUAUUAGUAUAAAUAAUAACAAUAAUCACAACAUCGACAACAAUCAUACGAAUGGUAUUUAUAACAACGGUAUUACACACCAAACACACCAAAGUUUUGAUGAGACAAGUCUUCCGCCCAAAAAUGAAAGAGAGUUGUGGGAAGCGUUUCACUCGCAGUGCGCGACAAUCCAUUCACUAGAAGUGCAAAUCACGGACAAAGACAAACGGAUUAAGGAAUUGGAAGAAUUAUUGUCGAGAAUGGGUUACGACGGGCAGCAUAUCUAUUAAGACUAAUGCUUUUAUAUUGAUAUACAAUACAAAAUAUACUGUAAUACAGUUAAACAGACGAA